This is a messenger RNA of Cydia amplana, 1764 nucleotides long. Its product is annotated as tubulin beta chain-like. Gene Ontology annotation, cellular component: cytoplasm; microtubule. Gene Ontology annotation, biological process: mitotic cell cycle; microtubule cytoskeleton organization. Bases 330 to 1712 code for a protein of 460 amino acids. The record is from RefSeq and is a predicted model, not a curated record. NCBI's taxonomy places the organism in Eukaryota, Metazoa, Arthropoda, Insecta, Lepidoptera, Tortricidae. Gene Ontology annotation, molecular function: structural constituent of cytoskeleton; GTP binding; GTPase activity. The transcript has 12 exons.
AAGUAUUUAUUUCCUUAGUCAGUUCUGAGUAGACUUAAAAGUAAAUAAGUAGGUAUUAGAUUGUCUAGAUUUCAAAACUAGCAUCGUCAGCCCAAAUUUUACUCAAUGUCAAUGUCGCUUCCGUUCCAUAAAGUGAUAUAAGUCUUGCAUCUGCGACUACUUUAGCCCUUUUAUAUUUGAAGCAAAUGGUUUCUUUGGAUUAAAUUACUACGGAUCUCUAAAAACUUGAUAUCAUACGACAACUUGAUUAUCCCCAGUGUAUGACACACAGCAGUGUGUUACAGUUUGAAGUAGGGUUAUAAAAGUAAAUUAUAUAAUUUAGUGUGAAAAUGCGUGAAAUAGUGCAUGUACAGGCUGGGCAGUGUGGAAACCAGAUAGGAUCUAAGUUCUGGGAGAUAAUUUCCGACGAGCACGGAGUGGGCCCCGAUGGCAUCUAUCAUGGCGAGAAUCAGAUGCAGCUUGAAAGGAUCGACGUCUACUACAACGAGGCUUCAGGCGGUAAAUACGUGCCGCGAGCCGUGUUGGUCGACCUCGAACCCGGGACCAUGGACUCCGUGAGGUCCGGACCCUACGGGGAGCUCUUCAGGCCGGACAACUUCGUGUUCGGGCAGAGCGGCGCUGGCAACAACUGGGCUAAGGGCCACUACACAGAGGGCGCUGAGCUCGUCGACGCAGUCAUGGACGUCGUGCGAAAGGAGUCAGAGAACUGCGAUUGCCUUCAAGGUUUCCAGCUGACUCACUCUCUGGGCGGUGGCACGGGGUCCGGUAUGGGCACGCUGCUGCUGAGCAAGAUCCGAGAGGAGUACCCCGACAGGAUCAUGAGCACAUUCAGCGUCGUGCCUUCGCCUAAAGUGAGCGAAGUGGUGCUAGAGCCUUACAACGCGACGCUCUCCGUACACCAACUGGUCGAGAACACAGACAUGACCUUCUGUAUCGACAACGAGGCUCUCUACAACAUCUGCUUCAGAACACUCCGACUCACCAGCCCCAGCUACGGUGACCUGAACCAUCUCAUCUCGUUGACUAUGUCCGGGAUAACGACGUGCCUCCGUUUCCCGGGGCAGCUGAACGCGGACCUUCGCAAGCUAGCCGUCAACAUGGUGCCGUUCCCCAGGCUGCACUUUUUCAUGCCCGGUUUCGCGCCGCUCACAGCCAGGAAUUCCUUUGACUACCGCGCUCAAAACGUGGCCGAACUCAUGACCCAAAUGUUCAACCCGGGCAACAUGAUGACGGCGUGCGACCCGCGGCACGGGCGGUACCUCACCGUGGCCACCAUGUUCCGGGGCCGCAUGAGCAUGCGCGAGGUGGACAACCAGAUAAUGGCCAUACAGAAUAAGAACUCCAGCUACUUCGUGGAAUGGAUCCCGAACAACCUGAAGGUGUCUGUGUGCGACGUGCCGCCCCGAGGCCUCAAGAUGUCCGCAACCUUCGUGGGCAACUCCACCGCCAUCCAGGAGAUAUUCAAACGCAUAUCGGAGCAGUUCACCGCCAUGUUUAGACGCAAGGCUUUCCUCCACUGGUAUACGGGAGAAGGAAUGGACGAGAUGGAGUUCACAGAAGCCGAAAGCAACAUGAACGACCUCAUCUCCGAGUACCAGCAGUACCAGGAGGCUCCCGUGGACGACGAGGACGCCGAAUUUGACGAGGAGGAAGAGAUAGAGCAAGACUACCCGCAGGAAAGAGACAGAGAGGCUGCCCAUGCCGCUCUCUAAACUUUUUAAUCUCAGAUACUAAAAAGACAUUUUGCUUGCCCAAUCUAAAGUA